AGCUCCAAAUUCAAAUUUCGAAUCUUUGAUGUGAGGUUUAGGGUUUCGGAAACUUUCUAUGUAAAAGAGCUGCACUCAAUCUCAGCUCUUCAGACUUAAAAAGAAAAAAGAAGAAGAAAUUAAAGACAACCCAAAGGAGUUUUGUUGUGUGGUGGAAGGUUCUUGAAAUGAGCAGUACAGUGCAUAUAACUCCCAAGUCUGGAAGUAAGCGGCAAUCAUUGUUUUUCCAGGAUUUAGCAUCACCAAUAUCUGCACGUAGGGGGAAAUUUUCAAGUCCAGAUCAGGCUGCAGCAGUUUCUGCACUAUGGCGUGAUAAUUUGAGGGGUUCAGAUUUUCCACCCCCUCCAAUUUACACCAUGGAUGACCGCUCAGAUUUCUCUCCAGGGUCGGGGAUUCAUGACUACCCAGCAUCUCCAGAAAUAAAAUCGGACUUGAGAACUCGUGCUCAAAGUUCUGACCGGGACUUUACUUCAUCUCCAGCUAAGGGGAAAUCAGAGACUAGCACUUCUUUUGCUGGUGGAGGUGGGGCACAGAAUCAGCAGGGUUCACCAGGGUUGGGUUGGUGGUUGCCAACAAAGUCUGGUAGUAGUGAACUAGAGGGGAAGGCCAGGGGUUCUCCAGUUGAGGGUGUGGUACAGCCUGGUGCUUUGAUCACACUUCCUCCACCAAGGGAAGUUGUUAGGCCAGAGAUGCAGAGGAAUAGCUUGCCUGCUGGGAACCUUAAUGAGGAAGAAUGGGUUACUGUUUAUGGAUUUUCCCCAGCAGAUACCAAUUUGGUUUUUCGGGAGUUUGAAAAGAGUGGUGUGAUCUUGAAACAUGUUCAGUCUGUAAAUGAUUGUUCCAUCAUUUGGCUGGUGCAGAAGCGUUCUGAUGUGCGGAAGGCUCUCAACAAGAACGGGAUACAAAUCAAUGGAGUGUUAAUUGUUGGUGUCAAACCACUGGAUCCCAUGCAACGCCAGGCUUUAAAUGAAAGGGUUAACACUAAGGGGGCGUUUGGGUUUAUGACAUUGCCACCUCCACCUAGCAGAACCUCAGAGCUGAACGCAUCAACAGCCUCUCCUCAGGCCUAUUAUCUCCAAAAUGGAAGUGCAAAUGCUCGACAGUCAGUAGGUGCCAUUGCUUCCCCAUCAAAGUCAGUGGUAUCUAAAAUCAUGGAUGUGAUGUUUGGCCUAUAAGUUUGCUAUUGCAAUUAGUAGUCACUCCAGAGAUUCAUCAUAUCUUAUCUUAGUCAAAUUGU
Messenger RNA from Mangifera indica (mango), 1237 nucleotides. Its product is annotated as nuclear pore complex protein NUP35-like. Gene Ontology annotation, molecular function: structural constituent of nuclear pore; single-stranded DNA binding; phospholipid binding. Lineage: Eukaryota; Viridiplantae; Streptophyta; Magnoliopsida; Sapindales; Anacardiaceae. Gene Ontology annotation, cellular component: nuclear pore central transport channel; nuclear pore nuclear basket; nuclear membrane. The record is from RefSeq and is a predicted model, not a curated record. The transcript has 5 exons. Bases 168 to 1175 code for a protein of 335 amino acids. Gene Ontology annotation, biological process: nuclear pore organization; NLS-bearing protein import into nucleus; regulation of DNA-templated transcription.